Tinamus guttatus (white-throated tinamou) is the source of this 5019-nucleotide messenger RNA. Lineage: Eukaryota; Metazoa; Chordata; Aves; Tinamiformes; Tinamidae. The record is from RefSeq and is a predicted model, not a curated record.
UUAGAAUAUAAAACCGUGAAGAGAAGCGGUGAUUUUUAAGAAGACGUCAUGCUUUCUGCAACUCCCCUGUAUGGCAAUGUGCAUAGCUGGAUGAGCAAUGAGAGGGUCCGCAUGUGUGGAAUUAAUGAAGACAGGAAAAUUCCAGUUAAUGAUGGCGAUGCACCGAAAAGCAGACUGGAGUUGAGGGAAGAAAAUCACCUGAAUCACAGCGUGGUGGAUGCAACCACGGCACAUCGCAUCGACAGCCUCACGGCUCUGAGCAUGGACAGGUCUGGACUUAUGCGAGAAGGACUCAGGGGGCCCAGUAGUAUUGUCUAUUCCAGCUUGUGCGGACUUGGCUCCGAGAAGUCACGGGAUGCGGCGAGCUCCAUAGCGGGUCUUGGAUUUACUCCGGAAAGAACCCCGGAGAUCCAGUUCAAAUCCAACCCCUCCGAAGCAGUAGAAAAUGCCGCCGUCUCUGCGAAAGCCCCAAAUGGCUUCAGUGCUAUGUACAAAGCGCCACCUGGAAUACAAAAAAGUUCUGUCCCCACGGGAGAGACGCUCGGCUUGGACAGGGCCGCCAGCGACAAGCAAAGUCCUCUCGGCGUCAACGGUGCUAGUUACCUAAGGCUGCCCUGGGUAAACCCUUACAUGGAGGGCGCUACGCCCACGAUAUACCCUUUCCUUGACUCACCAAAUAAGUAUUCGUUGAACAUGUACAAGGCAUUGCUACCUCAGCAGUCCACCUACAGCUUACCGCAGCAUCUGGCGUACUCGCCCGUGUGUACGAACGGUGAACGUUUUUUAUACCUGCCCCCCUCCCACUACGUCGCGCCCCACAUCCCCUCGUCCCUCGCGUCGCCCAUGAGGAUCUCAGCGGCCUCGGCGUCGCCCACCAUCCCGCCCCUGGUGCACUGCCCGGACAAGGGCUUGUCGUGGAAGAUGGGCGCGGCGCCCGCGAAGCAUAACAGUAAAGUAACGAAAUCCUGCAGCCAGGACACCAACUUCAAAGCCAGCGAGAAUGCCCUUGCGUCGAGCCCCAUAUUUUUGCCACCCAAUGAGGCGUUCCGCUCCCCACCUUUGCCCUAUCCGAGAAGUUACCUCCCGUAUCCCGUUCCGGAGGGUAUCGCGAUAAGCCCUUUAUCCCUCCAUGGAAAAGGCCCCGUAUAUCCUCACCCGGUUCUCUUGCCCAAUGGCAGCCUCUUCCCUGGGCACCUGGCUCCCAAGCCCGGCCUUCCCUACAGCCUGCCGGCGGGACGGGGCGAGUUCAUGACUUACCAGGAUGCGCUGGGAAUGGGGAUGGUGCAUCCCAUGUUGCUGCAGCACUCGACUCUGGAGAUGAACAAGGACGAGAAGCCGGAAAGGAGGUCACGGUCUCACGAGAGGCUCCGCUAUGAGGAUCCCGCUCUGAGGAGCCGGUUGCCGGAGCUCCUCGAGCCCAGCGGGAAGCUGCAUUUCGAGGUGCCCAACGACAAGACCGUGAAAUUGCACCAAAGCUCCGGCCAUGGGAAAAACUCCACCAAAAGCGACAAACACCUCUUCCCAGACCUCUUGCGAGAUGAGCAAGAUGCUAAAAGUGAAACAAAUUUAACGAAACCCGUCUUUGCUACUGAAAGCAGUAAUCAGGCUAAUGACCCUACAAAGCACAAGGUAGAACAAGCGUCUCAGCACAGGGAUUUUAUUGUGAUGAGAGAGGAGUUUGGAAGAAAUAAUGAUCUUCACGAAACCUACAAUUUUAAGCAAGCCCAGAGUUCGUCGGUGUUCAGCUUAAGGAAAGAAGAUUUAUCCGUAAGCCAAAAUAAAGAGAGAGUAAUGGUGCAGCCGCCUUCCGCUUUCUUGGAAGCGGCGCACGAGGGCGACGGCCCAGCACUGUCCUUCGGCAAAGCGCAGGACGACGCCAAGCAGUUCUGCAUGGGAGCUGUGCAGCCGGGCCUCGACGCGAGCCAGGCGUAUACCAAAGACGGGGCCGACGACGCCGAGUCUGCCGAGGGCAAAAUCCUGAAGCCCAAGCCCUCCAAGCUGGCGAAGCGCAUCGCGAACUCGGCGGGCUACGUAGGUGACCGCUUCAAGUGUGUCACGACGGAGCUGUACGCGGACUCCAGCCAGCUGAGCCGGGAGCAGCGCGCGCUGCAGAUGGAAGGAUUACAAGAGGACAGUAUUUUAUGUCUACCUGCUGCUUACUGUGAGCGUGCAAUGAUGCGCUUCUCAGAGUUGGAGAUGAAAGAGAGAGAAGGCCAAACAGCUACCAAAGACUCAGAGGUCUGCAGAUUCAGCCAGGCAGACUGGGAAAACUUGAAAGGAAACAGUGAAAAGAAGCCAAAGUCUGUCACUCUGGAAGAUGCCAUUGCUGACCAAAAUGACAAUGACAGAUGUAACUUUAUUAGCAGAGAAAGCAACCAAGGUCACUUUCUUGAAGCUCCAGAGGAAAAAGAUAUCUCAAAUGAGAAUUGUUAUUUAGAGAGACAUUCUAUAUAUGAGAAAGCGGAAGAGCCGCCAGCGGAAGAUAUUGGCCAACAUCCAUGUCCACGUCUGGACAGGAAGCGUAAACACUCUGGUGAGAGAGUGCAAAACGAUGGCAGCCAACACGACAACUUUAUGGAUGAGCUGCAGGAUGAAGUUUUAUCAAAGGCAAAAAAGAAGAAGAUCUGCAAAGAUGACUGGCCUGAGAGGGAAAUGACAAACAAUUCCUCUAACCACUUAGAAGAGCCCAAUUGUAAUGAGGUGACCAACCUGAAGGUGUGCAUUGAAUUAACAGGGCUCCAUCCCAAAAAGCAGCGUCACCUGCAGCACCUUAGGGAACUAUGGGAGCAGCAGGUGUCACCAGAGAGAUCCCCGUCCGGCAAGUUGGGCCGGCAAAGCAGGAAAGAUUUAGCUGAGGCUGUUCAGCCAGAGACCACUGCAAAGGUCAAAGACUUCACAGAAGAAAGGCCCACCAAGAAAAGGUCAGAGGCCAAAAGCAAUAGAAGUUGGUCUGAAGAGUCCCUCAAAACAAGUGACAAUGAACAAGGCUUGCCUGUAUUCCCAGUGUCUCCGCACAUGAAGAGCCUUUCAUCCACCAAUGCAAACAGCAAAAGGCAGGCUCAGCCAAGCUGUACUCCAGCCUCGAGGUUGGCUGCCAAACAGCAGAAAAUUAAAGAAAGCCGGAAGACAGAUGGGCUGUACACAGAUGAAGAGGAGGAUUUCCAACCUGCAUCUCUGCAGAAAUACGCUGAGUGUGAGAAGCCAUCAGGGAAACGUCAGUGUAAAACAAAACACUUGGCACUGCAGGAGAGGAGAAGGAGGUCAUCUCUGACAGGGGAUGACACCACAGAUAUCGAAAAUGCUGAAGAUAAGGUAUCUUUAUUUAGACUUAAUUGUCCGCUAGAAGUGGUGCUCUACUGCCUGGAGAACAAGGUGUGCGACGUGAACCACCGCGACAACGCCGGCUACUGCGCCCUGCACGAGGCCUGCGCGCGGGGCUGGCUCAGCAUCGUGCGGCACCUCCUCGAGUACGGCGCCGACGUCAACUGCAGCGCCCAGGACGGCACCAGGCCGAUCCACGACGCGGUAGAAAACGAUCAUUUGGAAAUCGUCCGCUUGCUGCUGUCCUACGGCGCCGACCCGACGCUCGCCACCUACUCGGGGAGGAGCAUCGUGAAGAUGACGCACAGCGAGCUCAUGGAGACCUUCCUCACAGAGUACUUAACUGACCUGCAGGGUCGAAGCGGUGAUGACCCUGGUUUGUACUGGGAUUUCUAUGGCAGCUCCGUGUGCGAUCCAAAAGAUGAGUCUGGAUUUGACAUCUUGGCAAAUCCUCCUGGCCCAAGUGAUGAAGAAGAUGACGGCUUUAGCGAUGUGUUUGAAUUUGAAUUUUCAGAGGAGCCUCCCCUGCCGUGUUACAACAUUCAAGUGUGUCUCUCUCAGGGGCCACGAAACUGGCUUUUGCUCUCGGACGUGGCGAAGAGGCUAAAAAUGUCAUCUCGCAUCUUCCGCUGCAACUUCCCGAAUCUGGAAGUCGUCACGAUCACAGAGGCCGAGUUUUACAAACAGACUUCUCUAAGUCAGCUCUUCUCUUGCGCUGAGGACCUCGAAGCUUUCAACCCCGAAAGCAAAGAACUCUUGGACUUGGUAGAGUUUACAAGUGAACUCAAGAGCUUGCUCGGCUCCACGCUUCUCUGGUUGCAUCCGCAUGAGGAGCCUCCCUUCGACAUCCUUUGGUGAACCAUCAGGCCGUUAAAUGUACAGUACUAUAUACAGCUACUUCUUUAUGUAUAUGUGUUCAAAUGCAAUUGUUUCUGUAAAGAAAGGACACUAUUAAAUAUGAAAAUAUCUUUCCUUUAUAUAAGAGAUCUGAAUUCCAGUUGGAUGGAUUUUGGAAGAAUUUUUUUUUAACUUCAAUCAGUUUUUACAAAAUUGUUAUAUAAUGUUUCUUUAAAUGCACACAGGCUUUGGGAUAAGUUUGUUAUUACUUGGAACACAUUUUUUUUCUUUUUUUUUUUUUUAAAGGAACACACCCACACAUUGACUUUGUUUCAUACAAAGCACUGAUUACACAGAACAUACUUUUUAUAGGUGAUGUGAUCAAAGUCAUGUGGCUUGUUUGGGAGAUAGAAUUUGGUAAGGCACUUCGUGAUAUUAUUUUUGUUUUUUUGUUUACAGAAUUACCUGCUUUGGCCAGGUAAGCACUAUUGAAUAUAAUUCAAUAGUUUGUAAUAUAAAUUAAACCAUAUCCAUACGCAUCAACUAAUUGUAAGAACUUUUAUAUCCUAAUUUAAAAGCUGUGAAAUUUAGUUUUCACACAUCAAACCGGAUUGUUUAUAUAUGUUUAAACAUUUUAUGCUCUUUAUUUAAAGAAGACUUUGAACUAUUUUUUCUGUACCUUGUAAAAUAUUGAAAAACUAACAUAUGUUGAAGUUGCUUGAAACUGUACAUAAACUAAAUUUUCUGAAUUGUGUGUUUAUGUUUGAGAUCUGUGUUUUAACUUUGUAAGUAAAUCUCCUGCCUUUGUAUUUAUAUUUUACAAAAAUUUUCUUAAAGGCAAUAAAACUGUUGAGAAAUGAA